GCUGAUACUGGAGUGGAUAUUAUUAACUCGUUAUUGAUAUUUAAACGAAUUUAAAAAAGAAAAAUUAUAUUAUUUUUACUUUGAUAAAGAUUUUUAAAAAUUUAAAAUGAUCUCUACUAAUGUUAUGUCGUUUAUGAAAAAGAUAGUAAAAAGUGGCAACAGUGGUGGAGAAGAAAUUCGAGAGAAACCAAGCGCUAUCAAUAAACUUAAACAGACGGUAACACUUGGCAUGACUCUUGGAAGAGACAAGCCCAAACCUAUAGGAGAAGACCUGGCGUAUUUAACAGCAGAAGAAAGAUCGAUAUUAAACAGAGUUUGGCAAAAAGAGAAAGAAUUUGAGAAAGAAUCUCAAAAAUUCAGAAUUCAGAGUCCUCAAUCGACACCACAAGCAGUACAGAUCAAAGAAAAAGCUGUAGAAAAACCGCAGACACCGGUUAACGUUCCUUCUGGACCGAACUGCAGGAUAUGUCGUAAAAUUAUCGAACCGGGUGAACAGCGUAACAACUGUGACGAAUGUGGACAGGUAGUCUGUGACGAUUGUGCCUCUUAUUCGAAAACGUCAGCUAAUCAAUCUCAGGGUUGGAAAUGUAGUUUCUGUCGUAGAAGACAAGGACAAGAUAGGCUCGGUAUAGAACCUCCUCCCGGUUCUGGUAUGCAUAGGGUACCUUCCGUUAGAAGAAUGGCCGAAAAAUUAGCUAGAACUAACAAAGAAGUUGGCAUUUAUGGAUCCUCAGAGAAAUUAUUUACUAAAGAAGGAGCUAUAUUGCUUGAAAAGAGACAGCAAUCGACACAUGAUGUGAUCAAUAAAGAGUAUGCUUCUUGCUUGACUCCCUUCAAUCCGGACAGUAAAGAAAUGUCAAAUAAAAACAUAGAAGAUGAAUCGCCUCGAUCACUGAGAAAACAUUUAUCUUUAGAAAAAUCUCAAGAUGGUCGAACGAGAAGAGAAACAAAAUCAUCGGUCAAAAGACAAAAAUCGAUAGAAGAUCGAAGAAGAUCAGGGAGGACGAGAAAUUCUUCACCAGUCGGUAGGGACCAAUCUAAAGAAAGGUACUACUCUUCAGAAACACCCAGUGAUAGAAGAUCUUCUUCGGAAUCGCAAAAAGGACCAAUUCAUCCGUUGCCUGUUCACAAUCCAGCUAGAGUAAGUUCUUGUGGUGUAUGCAGUCUUACAUCUUCUCAUCAGCAUUCUCACGGAACGGAACAGUCUUCUCCAUCAGAAAGCUCUUUGGACGAGAUGAGCCAAAGCCCAGAAUAUGAUAAAAGAAGAAAGUAUAGAGUGAAGAGAAAAUCAAAAAUACAAAGACAGAAAAACUAUAUUGAAGAACCCGAUUCGGAUCCAUGCGGCUAUCGUGACGAAAGAGCGAGAAGUAAUGCCACUUCCUCAUUAGAAUCAAGCAGUGCCUUAGAAAGUAUAGAUAACGGUUUGGACUACUGGCCAAAGGAGUACAAAAAUUCUUCAGAGAAACCUCUACGACAAAUUGCUUCGGAUGCAGCUUUAUACGUUAGGCGCUUCAGUUCGGAAAGUUCGGAUAUAAGUGAUGUAAGUGGAGAAUAUUCCACCAGUGAUAGAAGCGGAAAAUAUAUAUCAACGUCCACAAAGAGACAACGGUCCAGCCAGAAACACCCGAGAAGGAGAAGAGAUAUAGUAAGUCCAGUGGUCAUGGAUAGUAGCCCAUCGGCUGACGAGCAGAUUAUAGAGCAUAGGACACCUGCAAAAUCCAGUUCGUUAGACGAUACCGAUAAAAGCCCAAAAGGGGCCACCACUCAGUUAAGGAAAAGUAUACCCUGCGUAUAUGUAGAUUCUGUAGCUGAUCUUCAAACUUCCAGGAGGAAUCACGUACAAGAUCAUACGGAAUGGGAUUAUCAACGAAGAAGUAGUACAGGAAGAGCGUUACCAGCAAUUCCGGAUGGUCAUAGCUUCCUUCUACCACAUACGAGGACACAAAGUACCCAUUCUUUAGAUUUACCACGAGAAGAAGUGGGUAGACCCGAGAGAAGAGCGUCUGCUCCUGAACGAGAAAACAUAAAGAUAGUGAUUGAUGAUGUGGAUUCAGAACAGAAAGGACGUUACGGACGACAGACGUAUCUAAGAAAUAUUCUAAUUCGUCGUGAUCCCGAUGACGAAGGUGCUCGUACCAAAGGUUUCGGUAUGAGGGUUAUGGGAGGAAAAAACGGUGACGAUGGACGACUUUACGCACAGAUUUCGUGGAUAGUUCCUGGAAGCGCUGUAGAGAAACAUGGCUUAAAACCGGGUGAUAAAAUAAUUAAAUGGAAUACGGAAUGCUUAACGGAUAAGACUUAUGAAGAAGUAUCAUCCAUUAUGGAACGAUCUAGUGAUGUGGUUGAAUUAUUGGUUGAGGUUUCAGGAAGAACGAAAAGUUUCGAUUCAAUUUCUUCGAUUAAGACAAAAAUAGCUCCCAAGUUAAUUAUAUCGACUGAAGGUUAUAAAGAAUCUGAUGUGUCAGUUGUCUCUCCGACUAGAAGAAAACUGCCAAAAACUCCGGAUCAAUUGGGUCAACAACACAGUACGGUUUGUGGUGAAGUAGGAGUACAAAUCUGGUAUAACCAAGAUGGAAACGAUCUGGUUGUGACAGUUCUAGCAGCAAGAGGGUUAAGGAGAAGAAAGUCUUCCUCUGCUGCACUCCCUAGAGCAUUUGCUAAAAUUCGCUUGGUCCCUCACUCUGCUUACAAUACCAUGAAGACUGCUGUAGCAGAACCUACUUGUAAUCCCGAAUGGAGUAAAACUUUUAUAUUUCCGGAAGUAACUUCGGAUGAUAUCCUGGAAUCGGUGUUUGAACUGUCCAUCUGGGACCACUGUCCAUUAGGUAGCAACGUUUUUCUAGGAGAGUUACAGCUACCUCUACGUAAAGCGGAUCUUCAAGACUGUCCCGAAUGGUACCCCCUUUCUGCCCACCAACAAACUCCCGUCGCUUUAUCGCCCACUCACAAAAUAACACCCCCAAGUUUGGUACCUUCUACACCAGCACACGAUAUUGCUCGAAGGAUGCUGCAGCGUGGUACUGAAGAAUAUUCCCAAUCGCUAACUUAUGAUGAAAUUAAAGAUGAGAGCAGUCUUCCUCCAGAGAAUAAAAACAUGCAAAGAAGCUCUUCCAUGGAUCUAACGCUGCUGCAUCCGGAUGAUGCUUGGGAUCGUCAUCCGACGCAACCUAGCAGCGGCAAUCAGGAAAGAAAGCCAUCGGCGCCGUCCGUCGUCACUCGAGUGAAGUCUACCCCUCCCAGUAGAAGAAGCUCCAACAAUUUGGUAUCUCAGGACAGUCUUCCAGAACUUUAUGGUACAGGUCCUAAGGUUAAAGAAAGAGUUCGGAGUGCCAGUUUUCGUGUUUACAGAUCAGCAGAUUCAGAUUCCGAGAAAGGUGAUCACAAGAAGCUAGGACAAUUAGUGAGAAGGAAAUUAUCUCGAACGUUAAGUCUAAAGUCUGACAAAGACAAGAGGUCUGUGGCUCUAGGAAGUCUGAUAGUUCCUCCUGAGCAACGCGUGAGUAAUUUAUCCAGUCCAGAAUUGACCCCUGACAGCGAUACGGGUGAUACACAAAAUAGAAAUCCUGGACAAAUCAUACCAAAAAGAUUUUCUGGGAAUGCCUUAGCACCAAAAUUAGGUGAGAUUAAAUUGGGAUUUGUUAUGACUAAGGGUCAACUAGAAGUCGAUGUAGUCUGUGCAAAGGGUCUCGCUAACAACAGCAAUGGAAAUCCUCCAGAUACUUACGUGAAGACAUAUCUAAAAGAUGAAGAUAGACAAAUGCAGAAGAGGAAGACAAAGGUGGCACGACAUAGCACCGAUCCACAGUAUAGACAAACAUUAAAAUAUAACGCUUCGGAAGUAUUCGGAAGAACACUUUUGGUAAUGAUCUGGGAGAGACAGAAAGGAUUUGAACACAAUCAAGCACUUGGUGCUACCGAAAUCCAGUUAGAUAAACUGGAGCUUUCUAAAUUAACCGUUGGAUGGUAUCAAUUGUUUCCUUACUCUCAUAUCAAAGCGGAAUCCACAGAGUCGACUUGAUCGAAAAAAAAGUCUGUGAUAAAAAUAUAUACAACCAUUAUUAAAGAAGAAAAAAUGCUCGAUGAGACAAUCAUCUUUUCAAUUACUUGGCCUUGGCGAACUGGUUUCUGCAAGAAGAAACAAAGAAACAAAGAGAGAUUUUUAUGGAAAAUUGGACUUCUCUCUUUUUUUUUAUAUUAAAGAAAAAAAAAUGGCGUACAAAAAUCUAUUUCUGUUAAAAAAAAACUCGGCUAAUUUUUACACAAACGAAUGUAGAAAUGCAAAUUUACCAGCUAAAAUUAAUUUAAAUUUAGAUAAUCCACAUAUCUACAUAUCACUGAUUACGAUGACCAUCUCACGAUGAUACAUUGAGAUCAUCAAGAAGAGGAGCAGCUGUGAUCAUCGUGCAAAAAUUUAUUGAUUAAGAUGAUGAGGGGUGCCUUAAUUUAGCAAAAAAAAAAAAUACAAAA
Messenger RNA from Centruroides sculpturatus (bark scorpion), 4467 nucleotides. Its product is annotated as regulating synaptic membrane exocytosis protein 1-like. Gene Ontology annotation, biological process: calcium ion-regulated exocytosis of neurotransmitter; positive regulation of synaptic transmission; regulation of synaptic plasticity. Gene Ontology annotation, cellular component: presynaptic membrane; cytoskeleton of presynaptic active zone. NCBI's taxonomy places the organism in Eukaryota, Metazoa, Arthropoda, Arachnida, Scorpiones, Buthidae. Gene Ontology annotation, molecular function: transmembrane transporter binding; small GTPase binding. The record is from RefSeq and is a predicted model, not a curated record. The coding region runs from base 107 to 4018 and encodes 1303 amino acids. The transcript has 21 exons.